GUAAGCACUUUUAAACUAAAAAAAGUCAAAUACCCAUGCACUAACUUACUAGCACUGUUUAUAAGCUACCUAUUACAAAUAUUAUAGAAUAUUAAAGUGUCUCAAUGCAUUACGGCAUCAAAUUUAUUAUUUUAUUCUUUAUUUUUAUAUCGGAUUACUUAAUUUUUCUCAUAUUUAUAAGGAAUAAAAAUGUAUGUAAUAUUAUGUAUCUAUGUAUAACAAAAAAAUACCUUUAUGGUAUGACCGGUUCACGAGUACGUGGAGAAAUAAAAGUCUGGAGGGACUAGGCAAUGUGUACGCAUUCAACAUAAAUACUGAGACGUUGGAGACACUAUUUAUCAGUUGACAGUUAUCGUGAUAAUUGUUCACGUGCAUCUCAAAUCUAUAAACGCAAACCGAGUACGAACAAAUCACAAUGAAUAUCCAGAUUAUCGUUUUCGUCGCAUGCUUGUCAUCCGCCAUGUCACAAUACGUCGUUCCGGCAUAUCCCGCUUACCACGUGGCACCGGCAAAGGCUUACGUUCCAGUUGCACCCGUCAACGAACCGACGCCGUACAGCUUUGUGUACAGCGUAAACGACCCGAGCACUUACGACGUCAAGAGUCAGGCCGAGUCCAGCGACGGCAACGGUAACGUAAAAGGCUUUUACAGCCUCUUGGAAGCCGACGGUUCUACGCGCACCGUCGAGUACACCGCGGACGACUACACCGGAUUCAAUGCCGUCGUCAAAAAGGAAGGCGGAUACGCUUCCGACGUCACUUAUAAACCUACAGCAGCUCCCUACAAGCCGUACUGAGAAAUUGGAAGAGAGAGAGAGUGACGGCCAAUCGCCACACGACCUUCGUCCUCGACGUUUAUAAUCCACGUGCCGCGCGCGUUUCCGGCCGCGUCGCCGCUGACACAUAUUCAGUCAUUAUACUAUUAUAUUAUUAUAUAUUUUAAUAGUUCAACGAAUAUUAUUAUUGUACCAACACGUUCUAUAGUUAGCUGUUGCAUGGACAGCAGUUCGCGUACCUACCCAUACUCAUAUAGCUAUAGGUCAUUAGAGCGGUUCGUACACUUUAAGAUUAUAACUAUUAGUUACCUUGUAAAUAAUUAUAGGCUAUGAUUUAUUUGAAACCAAUUUGAAGUUGAUAUUUAUUUGUAUAUUAUGUACGUUUAUCUGCAUUUAUUAUUAUUAUUAUUAAAAUAUUGACACAAUAUAAUAAUAUAUUAUAACAGAAAAUGAAAA
Messenger RNA from Aphis gossypii (cotton aphid), 1231 nucleotides. RefSeq names its product cuticle protein 19-like. The coding region runs from base 416 to 796 and encodes 126 amino acids. Gene Ontology annotation, cellular component: extracellular matrix. The transcript is spliced from 2 exons. Lineage: Eukaryota; Metazoa; Arthropoda; Insecta; Hemiptera; Aphididae. The record is from RefSeq and is a predicted model, not a curated record.